GUGGGAAGUUAAGGAAUCUUUUUCUGCCUCACUAUCUUUUUUCACUGUGGGGUUAAAAAAUCCCUCCUUUUCAUGCCAAAACACACUCCAAAACAUUUGUUUUUUCUUCUUCUUUUUAGAUUUUUUACCUCAUCUUUUACCCUUUUAUACACUCAAGCUCUCCCCACCUUUCACACUUCCUUCUCUCUUCUCUCAUUUCAUCUUCACCCAAAGCUCAUGGACUUCGAUUCCUCUGAAAAAAGAGAAAGUGUGGAGGAGGAGGAGACAGUGAUGAUGGAGUACGAUGAAGAAACCAAUCAGUUCGACGUGGAGUUUUGUCCCGUUGAGCAUCCGGUUGAACCGGAAGAAGAAGAUCGUCCGGUUAAAUGUCCCGUAUCAAUCCCAUCUUCUCUCAUCCACUCGAGGGAGAAAACUAAACCGGGAUGGGUAAAACACAGAGCCAGUAGCUACGAAACUCCGGUUUGUCCACCAACACGUCAUCAUGUCCGUAACGUACGUAAGAGACACAACUCAUUUGAUGUGGAAGCAGGGAACAACAACUUCUUCACGAGAUCUCAUCAUCAUCAUGAUGACGAAACCACAACAUCUCGAAGAUCUAACGUCACCAUCUACCGAGUUCUUCAACAAGUUCGCGAGUUCGAGCCGUGAAAAUAUAUCAAAAUCUCUGAUUAUGCAUUGAUGAGGUUUUAGUCGAUCGGUUAUUUCUUUUGAGUUGUUAUUUUGUCAGCCGGCGAUUUGAGUUUAAAGUUUAUGUUUGGUGGGUUAAGAAGUAGACUAGACUAGUAGUAGUAGUUCGAUGUAGUACCAACGUUUCGGUAUACUUGUUAUUUCGGUGAUAACCGGUCUGGUCAGAUUCGGUUAAUAUCUUAGAAAAUGUUAUAAUUUCUAGUUUCUCAUGAGUGUGCAUUGCCACUUUCAGUAUGUUAUGAAAUCUAUAUAUGGGCUUAA
Messenger RNA from Capsella rubella, 948 nucleotides. RefSeq lists its product as uncharacterized. The transcript has 3 exons. The coding region runs from base 73 to 648 and encodes 191 amino acids. The record is from RefSeq and is a predicted model, not a curated record. NCBI's taxonomy places the organism in Eukaryota, Viridiplantae, Streptophyta, Magnoliopsida, Brassicales, Brassicaceae.